Solanum dulcamara is the source of this 2360-nucleotide messenger RNA. Its product is annotated as callose synthase 10-like. The record is from RefSeq and is a predicted model, not a curated record. Gene Ontology annotation, molecular function: glucosyltransferase activity. The transcript is spliced from 18 exons. Gene Ontology annotation, cellular component: plasma membrane. Bases 173 to 2218 code for a protein of 681 amino acids. NCBI's taxonomy places the organism in Eukaryota, Viridiplantae, Streptophyta, Magnoliopsida, Solanales, Solanaceae.
AAGAAAAUGAAAAACCAAAACUUGACGUAUUCACCGAUUCAUUUCAUUUCCAAUUAGAUCUGAGACGUUUGAAUUGAAUUUGAACUUACUUUAGGGUUCUACAUAGAUAAGUUGAUUGAUUUGUAGAGCCCUAGGGUUUUGUUUAUACUUUUUUCUUUUUCUUUUUUUGAGGAUGGCGAGGGUUUACGAGAAUUGGGAGAGGCUGGUGCGAGCUACGUUACGGAGGGAGCAGCUCCGGCAGACCGGUCCCGGACACGGGAGGACACCUAGUGGCAUCGCAGGUUCCGUUCCCGAUUCGCUUCAGCGAACUACCAACAUUAAUGCGAUUCUUCAAGCGGCUGAUGAGAUACAGGAUGAAGAUCCCAAUGUCGCCAGAAUUUUAUGUGAGCAGGCAUAUUCAAUGGCACAAAAUUUGGAUCCCAACAGCGAUGGUCGAGGUGUUCUUCAAUUUAAAACCGGAUUAAUGUCUGUUAUUAAGCAAAAACUUGCCAAAAAGGAAGGGGCUCGGAUAGACCGUAAUCGUGACAUGGAACGCUUAUGGGAAUUUUAUCAGCAAUACAAAAGGCAGCACAAAGUGGACGAUAUUCAAAGAGAGGAGCAAAAAUGGCGUGAAUCUGGAGCAGUUAGUGCAAAUUUAGGAGAGUUGGGACUUAGAUUUUCAGAAAUGAGAAAGGUAUUCGCUACCUUGAGGGCUGUGGUUGAAGUGAUGGAGUCUCUGAGUAAAGAUGCAGCUCCUGAUGGUGUGGGAAGGCUUAUAAUGGAGGAGUUGAAAAGGAUCAAGAAAUCUGAUGCUACUUUAUCGGGGGAACUUGCACCAUACAAUAUUGUUCCUCUAGAGGCACCAUCAUUGACCAAUGCAAUUGGUUUCUUCCCAGAGGUUCUGGGUGCCAUGUCAGCAGUUAAGUACACUGAGCAGUUCCCUCAGCUUCCCGCUGAUUUUGAGAUUCCUGGACAGCGGGAUAUGGAUAUGUUUGAUCUUUUAGAAUAUGUCUUUGGCUUUCAGAAAGACAAUGUAAGGAACCAGCGCGAGAAUGUCAUCCUCAUUGUUGCAAAUGCCCAGUCACAACUUGGGAUACCUGUUGAGGCAGAUCCAACAAUAGAUGAGAAGGUUAUCACAGAGGUGUUUCUGAAGGUCUUGGAUAAUUACAUCAAGUGGUGUAGAUACUUGCGAAUUCGGCUUGUGUGGAAUAAAUUAGAAGCCAUUAACAGGGACAGAAAGCUUUUUCUUGUUUCACUCUACUUCUGCAUAUGGGGUGAAGCUGCAAAUGUCCGUUUCCUUCCUGAAUGCAUCUGCUACAUAUUCCACCAUAUGGCUAGAGAAUUAGAUGCUAUUUUGGAUCAUGGAGAAGCCAGUCCAGCCACGAGUUGUGUGGGCGCGAAUCAGUCUGUGUCUUUUCUGGAACAAAUUAUUCGUCCUAUAUAUGAUACAAUAGUAUCGGAAGCUGCAAGAAACAAUAAUGGGAAAGCUGCGCACUCAAAGUGGCGGAAUUAUGAUGAUUUUAAUGAAUAUUUCUGGUCACCUGCUUGCUUUGAGUUGGGUUGGCCUUUUAAGAAGGAUUCCUCAUUCUUGCGGAAGCCUCCUAAGAAAGGCAAAAGGACUGGAAAAAGCACAUUUGUUGAGCAUCGGACUUUCCUUCACUUGUACCGAAGUUUUCAUCGUUUGUGGAUCUUUUUGGUUGUCAUGUUCCAGGCAUUAACAAUCAUAGCCUUCAGCCAUGAGAAAAUCAAUCUGGACACUUUCAAGAAACUGCUCAGUGUUGGCCCUACAUUUGCCGUUAUGAAUUUCAUAGAGAGUUUGUUGGAUGUGCUUCUCAUGUUUGGGGCCUACAGUACUGCGAGAGGAAUGGCUAUAUCAAGGAUUGUUAUCAGGUUUUUCUGGACCGGUGUGAGCUCAGCAUUUGUAAUAUAUGUCUAUCUGAAACUUUUAGAAGAGAGGGAUACAAACAAAGACCCUUUUUAUUUCCGCCUUUAUAUCCUGGUUCUGGGUGUUUAUGCUGGCAUACGAAUAGUUUUUGCGCUCCUGAUGAAGCUACCUGCCUGUCACAAGCUAUCGGAAAUGUCUGAUCAAUCUUUUUUCCAAUUUUUUAAGUGGAUCUAUCAGGAGAGAUACUUUGUUGGCCGUGGUCUUGUUGAGAAAACAACUGACUAUUUAAGUUACUUCAGUCGCCAUUGGUACACAACAAGAAAAUACAAGUAUAAUAACACACUGGAGAUGUGAAUUUGUGGUACUGACUAUGGUUAUUGUUGUAGUUGUGAUUCCCAAUCCUUUAUGUAAUCUGUAUCUAAGUUUCAACUAACUACUUGAGACUCGGGUGUGGAUGUACGAGACGAGUGCAAAUUUUGUGUAAUCAAAAGCAAAA